Molecule: messenger RNA, 615 nt
Organism: Torulaspora delbrueckii
Lineage: Eukaryota; Fungi; Ascomycota; Saccharomycetes; Saccharomycetales; Saccharomycetaceae
Gene: RAD59
Product: Rad59p
Exons: 1
Coding region: 1-615 (204 amino acids)
Biological process (GO): double-strand break repair via homologous recombination; mitotic recombination; double-strand break repair via single-strand annealing
Cellular component (GO): nucleus
Source: RefSeq, a predicted model, not a curated record
AUGAGUUCCUACUUGAAUCAUACCAUCGGAUACGAUGAGACUAAGUUCAGUGCUGGGCCAGGUGUGAACAUGGACGACCUAGAAGUCCGUGAAGAUUGGGACGGACGGCCAGCAAGCACUUGGGCUGUACAACGUAUUGGAGUAUUGCUAUCGAAAGUGGAGAAACACACAUACCAGAUCUGCCACAACCCGAGAUAUGAAAAGGUCGAUCCGUCCCGACUGAUACCGGGGCACUUGCUUCGCCAGAUUGCCAAUGAAUCAUUUGGUUAUGACGGCUGGAAGAUGGAGGUUCUUCAAGUGGAGGCUCAUGAGAAAUCCACCCCUACUUCUCAUGCAGGAACGGAAGAGGCAACAAAACACACUGUCCUAGCGGAAGCCAGAGUUGAGAUUCGCCUCAAAGACGGCACAAACACGCAAGCGAGUGGUUUCGGUUAUGCCACUUUGUCCAGCAAAGGCCAAAGUUUUGGCAAGGCUCAGAAAGAAGCCUGUAACCAUGCUUUCAAGAAAGCGAUACUUGGGUUUGAGAAAAUCAUUAUGGAACAUGGAAUGAAAGUGGAGAAUAAAUAUUAUGUAAAUGGUCUCUAUCCUUCUGAGAUGAAAAAGGAGAAAAAUUAG